Molecule: messenger RNA, 1296 nt
Organism: Malania oleifera
Lineage: Eukaryota; Viridiplantae; Streptophyta; Magnoliopsida; Santalales; Ximeniaceae
Product: pectinesterase inhibitor 6-like
Exons: 1
Coding region: 418-1008 (196 amino acids)
Biological process (GO): negative regulation of catalytic activity
Molecular function (GO): enzyme inhibitor activity
Source: RefSeq, a predicted model, not a curated record
CUAGCAACUAUCUCUUAACUAACUUUAAGAGACUGUCUUUACAUUUAGUAUACAAAAAAGGAAUGGAUUAAAUUUUUCACUUCAUUUUUUCAUCACCAUUCCAUUCUGCAAAAUGAAGGCGAACUACAUGCCAUGUCAAAAUUUAAAGGAGUUAAAUCCUUCCAAGUUCAUGAGAAAGUUGCAUAUUCAUUCACAUGAUCAUCGUUAUGCUCACCCAUUUUGUCAGCUAGGUCACCGCCAGUUUCUGAUUUCUUUAUUGCGCUCACCAAUCUCUUGCUUUUGUAGCGAACACCUGCCAAAGGCAUGGAUCUUUUCUACAUCAUCCAAAAGGCCUUUAUAUGCAAACACUUGCCUCCUGAACCUCUUCAAUUCACAGCUUCCAGAGUUCAGUGCAAGUAGUUCAUUUUUAUUUUUUGAAUGUUGAACCACAAAUUGAUGAUGAGUACUCCGGCUGUCAUUUUUGUGACGUUGGUUGCCCUUUUGGCGCUGGCACAUUCAAGCUCAUUGGAGCACAAAAAUGGCAAAAAUUAUGUCCGGGAAGCAUGCAGCGUCACUCGAUACCGAGACAUCUGCAUCCACUCAUUGUCAUCAUAUUCGAGCACAGCUAGGAGAAACUCUAGCAGGUGGGCACGUGCUGGGGUUUCAGUGACGUUGCGUGAGGCUAAUAGCAUAGCUCAGUACUUGAUGACAUCGAGGCAGCAUAGGUCCAUGAGAGGAAGGAGCCAAGUUGCCCUUCAGGACUGCAUUGAGUGCUUCCAGGACGCAAUAGACAAUCUUCACAAGUCACUGGGCAUACUAAGAAGCCUAAACAGAAGGGCAUUUGAAAGGGAAAUAGAUGACCUGAAAACAUGGACAAGUGCUGCACUGACUGAUGUGGACACUUGCUUGGAUGGCUUUGCUGGCCAAAACAGAAAUCAAGUCAAACUGCUUCGAAACCGGGUUUUACGAGCCACUUACAUUACCAGCAAUGCACUUGCUCUUAUUGCCCGACUUGCAGCCACGGGAUGAUAUGUAGCAAGGUGUGAUCGAGAUGCCCAUCUGGGCCUCCACGAACGUUGCAGCUUGCUUCUGCCUUAUUUAAAAUGGUUUUGAAUAAACUUGGCUUCACCGUUAAGCAGCCAGUAAGGGGAUCUUUUUUCUUUUGAUUGUAACCAAGUGCUGUUAUCUCUAUGAGUUGGCGUCCCAAUAACAUUUCCCUCUCUGGGUGUGUUGACAUCAACAAUGCUCUUCCCAGGGACUAAGAACAUAUAUGGCGAAUUUGAGCAAUUCCACCUAUAUAUCUAAAUUCUACUUUUA